CAAACUUGACUUUAAACCAGCUCUGUGUUUUAGUUUCCGUCUGAAUCUGUGCUAACAUGGCUGAUUCCAUCUGUACAUUAAUCCUGCUGUUAUCCCUGCUAUCCGUUGUGUAUGGUGAAGGUUUUGCACUGGCACCAAGUGAACCUGUUCCAACCCCCUGUAAUGACAAAGCAGUGGAGAAGCUGUCUCGUCUGGCUGUCACUUACAUCAAUGAAGAUCGCAACGAUGGCUAUAAGUUUGCCCUCAACCGCAUUGCAAAUGUCCACCUGCAUGCUCAGGGCCCAGCAGGCAAUGUGUAUUAUCUGGACCUGGAUGUCCUGGAGACCAAGUGUCACAUAGGCAGCCCAAAACCAUGGAAACGUUGUGACGUCAGACCAUUCAUGGAGACGCAAAUCUCCGGCAACUGCAACACAACCAUUCUCCACACACCAGAGGGCUACUCCUACCUGUACAGCUACGACUGCACUCUAAUGCCAGAUCCCCCAGGGAAGCUCCAGCAGAUCUGUCCAACCUGCCCCCUCCUGCUCCCCACGGACAGCCCCCAGGCCAUGAGCACUGCUCAGGUCACUCUGACGUCCUAUAAGAGACAGUCCAAACUUCGUGCAGGACUUGGUGUGAAGAGGAUCACCAGAGCUGCAGCCCAGGUUGUGCCAGUGAAAGCCAGCUUUGUGGAGUACACAGUCCAAGAGUGUCCAGAGGGGGUGACAGAAAGAGGCACCUGCCAGCAUCUGACACUCAACUCUGACACAGAGACUGCAGGUUUCUGCGCAGGAUCUGUGCACGGAGACAUCAACACCCAUCCUGACGUUCAGGUGUCCUGUGAGAUGUUCAAAGUACAGAAUGUGGACAUCCUCAGACCACUGCAGCCGCAGGUUCACGACCUCCCCCAAGACCCUGUGAGCCCAACCUUCCCUGCUCUGAUCGAUGACCCAGGAAAAGAUCCAGAGCCUGUUCCCUCUGACCCAACAUCGCUCCCUGCUGUUCAACCAGCGCCAUUUGACCCCACACCCAUUCACCCUGUGCCAUAUGACCCCACACCCAUUCACCCUCUGCCCUUUGACCCCUCAGUUGUGGUUAACCCGUCUAACCCCCUCACCUCCUCUUCCAGUGAGUCCUUUGAAGGGUUAGUCAACCAGCAACAACAACCACCAGUUGCUGGGCCAUUUGAUUCAUCCUCAGAAGAGAUUGGAGGUCCAGUAGCGCUGCGUCCACCCUUUAACUUCCGCUACCAGAGGCGUGACCGCAAGAAACGGCAGGCCUUGAUGCAGACUUCACCCUCGCACAACCCUGUCUUUCUGUCUGAUUUCCCUGGUGGGCUCUCUCCUUUUCGCUCCUGUCCUGGUCCGGCUCGAUACACCACAGUUUAACUGGUGCUGCUUAGGAGUCCAUUUGUUCAUCUUUAAUUUAUCCACUGAGACAGCAGCCCCAGUAAACUGCUGUGCUCCCUGUCGCUGGAGGCCUGUAAUAAUUUGUGCUAAUGAGAGGAAUACUAUCUCUUUUUCACUAGCCCUGAAAUGACCUCUCUGCUGCAACUGUUGCACUGCUCCCAAAGCAGCCAUUGCUUAAACCAUAUGUAUUUGAAAAUGGCUUCAAACAUUUGAACAAUUUGAAUAAAUCUUGGUUUUAAUCCUCUGACAACUACUUGGAAAACUUAUAGACUUGAGAUAACAGUCUGACAAUACUUACAGUAGAUAUUUUGGUGGUAUAAAGUCAUACAAUUUUGCUGAAUAUUUAAGGGAUGAAAAAUGCUUAUUUGAUUUCUCUAUUAGCCAAAAGUUGUUUUUGUUAUCAAUGAAUUGUUGUAAAGAAAUUCAUAGGACAAAACAAACACCUGCUAUAAUUCCAGCUUCAUAAAUGUGAUGGCUUUCUGCUAUUUGUGUGAAGUGGGACAUUUGAACACAUCACUUUGGGCUCUCGGAAAUUGUGAUGGGCAUUUUUUUUUAAUAUUUUCUGACAUUUUGUAGUUUAAAUGA
This is a messenger RNA of Seriola dumerili (greater amberjack), 1973 nucleotides long. RefSeq names its product fetuin-B-like. The record is from RefSeq and is a predicted model, not a curated record. The coding region runs from base 57 to 1367 and encodes 436 amino acids. Gene Ontology annotation, cellular component: extracellular region. Gene Ontology annotation, biological process: negative regulation of endopeptidase activity. Gene Ontology annotation, molecular function: cysteine-type endopeptidase inhibitor activity. The transcript is spliced from 7 exons. Lineage: Eukaryota; Metazoa; Chordata; Actinopteri; Carangiformes; Carangidae.